GAAAGGGCGGAUGGAGGCGAGUCGAAGGUGAUAUAAAGGCACGAAGAGGAAAAAAAGGAGAGUAAAAACAAGGAGGAAAGAAAGAGGGAGAGAGAGAGAGAGAGAGAGAGAGAAAGAGAGAAGGAGUCUCGUCUCGUCUCUUCUCCUCUCCUCUCCUCAUCCCGCGCGCGCGCGUGCGUGUGUAUGGAUGACCACCUGAGUCUCCUCCGCUCUCCUCCGCCUUCCUCCUCCAAACACCGGGGCGACGGCACCCAGGUGAACCGCGGCUACACCGACACGGAGCGCGAGGACACCAUGACGGUGGUGGCGUGCGGCGAGAGCAACGUGGAGGAGCCCGCGCUCGAGCGCUACGAGCCCCAGCACGAGUGCUGCGAGCGGGUGGUGAUCAACAUCUCCGGUCUGCGCUUCGAGACGCAGCUCAAGACGCUCUCGCAGUUUCCACAAACUUUACUCGGCGACCCGAAAAAGCGGAUGCGCUAUUUCGAUCCGCUCAGGAACGAGUACUUUUUCGACCGCAACCGACCGAGUUUUGACGCCAUCCUGUAUUACUAUCAAUCCGGCGGGCGCAUCCGGAGACCCGUGAACGUUCCCAUCGACAUUUUCUCCGAGGAGAUCCGCUUCUAUGAGCUCGGCGAAGAGGCCAUGGAAAAAUUCCGGGAGGAUGAGGGAUUUAUUAAAGAAGAAGAGCGUCCUUUACCGUCGCGCGAGUUUCAGAGGCAGGUAUGGCUCUUGUUUGAAUAUCCUGAAAGUUCAGGUGCGGCGCGCGCCAUCGCCAUCGUCUCCGUGCUUGUCAUUCUGAUUUCCAUCGUUAUCUUCUGCUUGGAGACGCUGCCCGAGUUCAGAGAGGAUGAUGACCGAGAGCCAGCAGUCACCGCCACUAUGUUGAACUCCACCACCACGGCUCUUCCGAGCCCUUUCUCGGACCCUUUCUUCGUCGUGGAGACGCUUUGCAUCAUCUGGUUCUCGUUUGAGCUCCUGGUGAGAUUCUUUGCAUGCCCGAGCAAAGCUACAUUCUCCAAGAACAUCAUGAACAUCAUUGACAUCGUGGCCAUCAUUCCAUACUUCAUCACGUUAGGGACGGAACUCGCAGAACGCCAGGGGAACGGUCAGCAGGCCAUGAGUUUAGCCAUUCUCAGAGUGAUCAGAUUGGUGCGUGUAUUUAGGAUCUUUAAACUCUCACGCCACUCUAAGGGCCUUCAGAUUCUGGGUCAGACACUCAAGGCCAGCAUGCGGGAACUGGGCUUGCUCAUCUUCUUUCUGUUCAUUGGAGUCAUUCUGUUCUCCAGUGCCGUCUAUUUCGCUGAAGCUGACGACCCAGACUCGGGCUUCAACAGCAUCCCGGAUGCCUUCUGGUGGGCCGUGGUGACCAUGACCACGGUGGGAUACGGAGACAUGCACCCUGUGACCAUCGGGGGCAAAAUUGUCGGGUCGUUGUGUGCCAUCGCAGGCGUCUUGACCAUCGCUCUUCCUGUCCCGGUUAUCGUCUCAAACUUCAACUACUUCUACCACCGGGAGACGGAAGGAGAGGAGCAGGCACAGUAUCUCCACAUCACAAGCUGCCAGCCGCUCUCGUCCUCGUCUGAGGAGUUGAAGAAGACGCGCUGCUCGUCCUCGUCCUCUCUCAGCCGAUCUGAGUACAUGGUGAUCGAAGAAGGAGCCUUCACUCAGCCCAAUUUCCCGUCCCAGAACAACCAGAACUGCGUCCAUAUCAAAAAGAUCUUUACAGACGUUUAAGACUUGUUUUAAUAACGAUUUAACAGACUGUAAUAACAAUAAUCAUCCUCCUCGAGCCGUGUGUGAAGGUUAGACAUGGCUGUGACCUCCAUUUUACGCUUGACAGGUGAGGAGAGACAUCUGAGCCCCCAUGUGUCCAUCCGCUCAUCUGUCUUACUGUGUGCUCUCAGUGUUAACUCGAUAGGAGACGCUAAAGGACAAAUGCUAAUUGCCUUCACUUAAUGAUUAGUAUUAAGCAGAAGUAAUGUAAGCUAGUGUACCUGCAGUUUUAUUCAGUUUCUCUGCAUAAACACUCCACAGACAGCGUGAGACAGAUAGAUAGAUAGAUAGAUAGAUAGAUAGAUAGAUAGAUAGAUAGAGAGAGAGAGGGCGAGGGAGAUAGAGGGAGAGAGAGAGAGAGAUUCAAUCUGGAAUUUAUCAUCAUAAUCCUAAAGUCUCAUUAUAAUAAUGGACUCGAAUAAUUUGGGUUAUUUUCCUGUCUUGUGUGCCGUCAGUAUUUCAUAUCAGUGUAAUAACCAACACUGUUAAGCAUGUGUGUGCGUGACUGAUACCACGCACACACACACACACACACACACACACACAUAUGCGCUUAAAUAUUUUGAGUGCCGAAGGACAAGGGAGAGGGAUAAAGGAUAGAGAGGGAGGGAUAGAGACAGCAUCCUGCUCACUCCUGGAAUCAUGAGGUCUCCAUAGUGACGCCGGUUUCCCCAGUAACCCGCUGCUGUUGCCAUGGCAUCCUGAUCAGUUUCAAGGGCGAGACUCCAGAUGGCUGUGCCAUGAAUGAAUAAACGAGCCAGGAUGCACGAUGGAGUAAACAAAUGUGCAACAGGCGUCCACACACUCCGGGAUGAAGUGCAGUGAGCGAGGAUGUCUAACAGAGGAGGAAUGUUUCUAGUGUUCGAAAGAGGAGACACUUCAUGAAGCGAAGGAGGAGUGGAGUUAUGAAUGGAUGCUUACACACUCUUCUCGCCCUGUGGAGUGUGAACGCACAGUGCUAAGGAACAGCCAGGAAAGGGAAGAAGACUUCAUUAGCCACAUGGAGGGAUUUUUGGACCGAUCGCUUGAUCUUUUAGCCCUAAUGGAGGAGGAGAAAAUCUGUCCUGAUUUGAGCUACCCGUCUGAGAGAAGCCUAAUCGACUACAUUAACUCCUUACCUCCUUACAUUUAAUUGAAUCAGAUAUGGGUAAAUAUGUAAAUCAUGAACACACACACACACACCGAACCCUAUUUUCUUCCAAAUUUAUACUCGUCCCCAUCACCAUCCCCCUUCCGUCCUCCAUAUAACAUAAACACAUAAAACCAGGUGGAUGGAAACCACGUCCAGCAUCCAACUGAGACAAAAAUCUGUCAUCCUGAUCCUGAGGAAAUGAUGUCACAGGGUUUUCCUGAUACUGACAUGGCUGACUCAUCUGCCUCGGAUCCUCCAGUGCAUGAAAUAUCACGCUGUCUUUCCAGAAGGAUUUUCAGGCUUGUCACAUUGAGGUUCGUCCGUGAUGUUUCCGGCGCUCUCGCCCACUUCCUGCCAGGAUUUGACAGAGGAGUCGGAGGAAUAAAUCCCAACCCACACGCUGCUUCGGUGUUUCAGGUUCUUCUGACAAUUUGAAAAGAUAACCAUGCCAAAACCAUGCUUCUGAAAUUCACAGCUUCUAAUUUAUCACAGACCUAAAGAAAUCUUAUGGGUAUUUAACAUUGCAUCAUUCAUUAUGUGCUAAUAAGCGGGAAAGGGCAUUCAGGAAAGACAGAGGGAUGGGCCAGGGGGCAAUAAAAACAGUUCAGAUGCAGAUAUAUAUUUAAUAGUUAUAUAUUUUGUGAGUUCGAUUCCUAUCUCCACUCUGUGUAUGUAGAUUUUGCAUGUUUUCCCUGCGCUUCAAGGGUUCUCCAGUUUCCUAAUCAGUCAAAAGAAUGUGGAUGUGUGUGUGAGUGUGUGUGUGAAAUUGUGCCCUGUGAUUGGUUGGCACCCAAAAGAGAGUAAGAGAUAGAAAAAGACAGAGAGAGAGUGGUAGAGAGAGUGUGUGUAUAUUUAUAGAUAUACUAUAGAUAGUAUAAGAACUAGCUAGUCUGUUAUUUGGAAUGAUUCUGAAUUAAAAGAUUUUUAAAUUAACAUUUUGACAUUAAACUUCAUUUUCAUUUAAAGACAUGGUAUGUGAAGGUUGAAGAGGAAGAACUGGAGUGUUCUGCACUGAGCCCUGACUCUGACUCAACCCCACUGAACACCUCUGGGAUGAACUGGAACACUGACUGAACCCCAGACCUCCUCACUCUUACAUCAGUGUCUGAUCUCACUAAUGCUCUUGUAGAUGACUGAUCACAAAUCCCUACAAUUAUGCUAUAACCUCUAGUGGAAAACCUUCCCAGAAGAAGAGUUGAGCUUGGAAUGGGAUGUUCAACAAGCACAUAUGGGUGUGAUGG
Molecule: messenger RNA, 4146 nt
Organism: Hemibagrus wyckioides
Lineage: Eukaryota; Metazoa; Chordata; Actinopteri; Siluriformes; Bagridae
Product: potassium voltage-gated channel subfamily A member 3
Exons: 3
Coding region: 184-1734 (516 amino acids)
Biological process (GO): potassium ion transmembrane transport; protein homooligomerization
Cellular component (GO): membrane; voltage-gated potassium channel complex
Molecular function (GO): delayed rectifier potassium channel activity; protein binding
Source: RefSeq, a predicted model, not a curated record